AUGAUGAGUAAGUCCGUGGUUCCAGUUGAGAACGAAGUCGUGAUGACAAAAUUUCUCACAGAAAAGGAGAAAGCAUUGGAAACACCCAUCAACUCCUCUGUGGUUAGUAGCAGUUCUUCUGUAUAUAGUGGAGAUGAGACAUCUCGUGGUAACUGGUCCGGACGGAUGGAUUUCUUGCUGUCCUGUAUUGGCUAUGCUGUGGGACUGGGCAAUAUUUGGAGAUUUCCUUAUCUGUGCUACAAAAGUGGAGGAGGUGCUUUCCUGAUACCAUAUGUGAUAUUUUUGGCACUGUGUGGGAUUCCUCUGUUCUUCCUCGAGGUGUCUUAUGGACAAUUUGCCAGUCUCAGCCCCAUCACAAUAUGGAGAAUGUGUCCUUUGUUUAAAGGUGUGGGUUACGGGAUGGUGAUUAUCUCUGGUAUUGUAUGUAUAUACUACAAUAUCAUCAUCACCUGGACAAUUUACUACCUGUACUACUCGUUCCGUGCCGUCCUACCUUGGAGUACAUGUAAUAAUUGGUGGAACACUGAGAAAUGUUUUUUGAGAACGAAAGAUUCCCUUAACAGCACUUUCACGGUGACACCGAACCAAACCAUCAAUUCCAGUGUUUUCUACAAUGUUUCCAUGACAACAGUAUCACCUGCAGGCAAUGAUUCAGACCUGAAAACAGCUAGUGAGGAAUUCUGGCAACGUGGAGUUUUACAGCUGUCUGACGGUAUAGAGGAUAUGGGGGCUCUCCGCUGGGAGCUCCUCAUCUGUCUCUUUGUUGCCUGGGUUGUGGUGUUCUUGUGUCUGUUUAAAGGUGUCAAGUCAUCUGGAAAGGUUGUGUAUGUGACUGCAACGUUUCCAUAUCUCGUGCUGCUGAUUUUAUUUAUUCGUGGAGUUACCUUACCAGGAGCAGGAGCUGGUAUUGCUUUCUAUCUGGUACCAGACUGGAACAAACUGGCUACAUUUGAGGUUUGGGGAGACGCGGCUGUACAGAUAUUUUAUUCAGUAGGUAUGGCGUGGGGAGGUCUCAUCACCAUGGCGAGUUACAACAAGUUCCAUAACAACGUGUACAGAGACGCCAUGGUUGUGCCCCUUAUAAACUGUGGUACAAGUGUGUUUGCUGGUCUGGUCAUUUUCUCAGUGUUGGGAUUUAUGGCUCAUGAAACUGGAGUUGACAUCGAAAAAGUUGUAACACAAGGACCAGGACUAACAUUUGUGGCUUACCCAGAGGCCGUGGCUAAGUUACCAAUCUCUCCACUGUGGGCGGUGCUGUUUUUCCUGAUGCUGUUUACAAUUGGUUUGGAUAGUCAGUUUGGAAUGUUUGAAACAAUGACAAGUGCUUUCGUAGAUGAGUUUCCCGAUCUACUGAAAAACAGGAAGGAAAUGUUCACUGCAUUCAUGUGUUUCCUGGAGUUCUUAUUAGGGAUCCCCUGUGUCAUGCAGGGAGGUGUGUACGUGCUACAGAUCAUGGAUUGGUAUUGCUCCACCUUUUCAUUGAUGAUCCUCUCUCUCACCGAGUGUAUUGUCAUCGGCUGGAUCUAUGGUGCUGACCGUUUCUACCGAGACAUAGAGCUGAUGAUUGGCUACCAGCCUUGUGCCUGGUGGAAGAUCUGCUGGUGUUUUAUCACUCCAGUCCUCAUACUGUUCAUAUGGCUGUUCAGUGUGACCCAGCUGAGUCCUGUGACCUAUGGAGACUAUCACUACCCACAGUGGGCCAUUAACCUAGGCUGGUUCCUCGGACUUAUCUCCCUUGUACCAGUUCCUGUCUGUGCUGGUAUAGCUAUAUUUAAGGAGACUGGACCUGUUGUGUCGAGAGUGAAGAAACUAUUAAAGCCAGCAGAGGAUUUUGGACCUGCAGCUCCAAAAUAUAGACAAGAAUAUAUAGAGACCAUGCAAGAAAGAAAGUCAUACUUUCCAACCAUUGACCUUAGAUGGCGACACACUGGUACAGCAGGAAUCAAUCAGACACGAGAGGCACAAAGUUUUUUAAGUUGAUGACGGAUAACACUUACUAUACCAACAAGUCAACAGCCUUAUAUUACUUAAUAUGCCAGUAGAAAUCUGCACUUUAAUAGUUAAUUUCAUCAAAUUUAAAAAAAGAUAUUUAGUUAGAUGUUAUAGAGAUUUUUUAAUAGUAAUUUAUAGUACAUGUAUAUUUGCUUUAAGAUUCCUAUCCAUUUACAUCGCAAAUUUUUUAAAAUUUGAAUUGAAUUAUUCGAUAAAAUUUCAACCAUUUUAUUUUAUGAUAGAUUUUUUAAUGUUUGCCAUAUUUGGUUCACUUAGACAAUCUUGAUACUUCAGUAUUAAAUGUAUCGAUGCUGAAUGACUAGCUUAUGUUUUUGUUAAAAUUUGCUUUAAUGUUCAACUUAUUUACCAAAUAUACCACAUUUUAGAUUUAAAAGUACAUUUAUUUCAACAAAAAUACUUUCAUUUUGCUUUGUUUCAUUGAAUACUUCUCACGAAGAAAAAGCAAUUUGCAAGGGAUCUAUUGCUUUUGGAAAUGUUAUUUAAAUUGUCAACAAGACGCGAGAGCGUUCAUAUACAUGUACUGUGAUUUUAGACUUGGAACAUUGUCUGUUAAUAGAUUUGUAAGUAUUAUGAUAUAAAAUUCUUGACACUGGAUCACUCUGUUUCGUUAGUUUAAGUGAUUACCGCGGGUUCGUACAUCUUUAAAUUGAUUAACAAGGUUACAAUUAAAUCUCAUAUUUCUUGUUCUCUUUUUGAAAUCCAAAAUUUCACCAUCUUGACGUUGAAGAUAUUUUUUUCAUUCAUUGUGAUAUCAAAAAUUUUAAAAGUCUUUGUCAUUUCUUUUUAUCAUUUCAUGACAUCAAAACAGUUUAUGUCCUUUAUAUACUGAAGGACGUGGUCAACAUGUGAUAUCACAUUAUCCUCUAUUGGUGAUAUGUGUGGUAUUUCACAAGAAAAAUAUUUUUAGUUUUUUCUGUUUUCAUGUGUUUUUACAUUCAAGCACUUCCAGAGUUUUGAAUGAGAAUAUUGAUAGACAUUUCAAUCUCUUGUCCUUGAUUAUCUUUUUAAAGAUCGAGAUACAAAUGAAGUAGAUAUUUAAAAAAGAAAAAUUGAUUUAUAAAUCUACAUGUGUAAAUGUAGUAGUUAGGCCACAAAAGUUAUAAGUUUUUGUGUAGUGUAUUAGAUUACAAGUAUAUGUGUAGUGGUACUGCCACCCAGAUCUUGAGUAUAUGUGUAGUAGUACUGCCACCCAGAUCUUGAGUAUAUGUGUAGUAGUACUGCCAACCAGAUCUUGAGUAUAU
Messenger RNA from Ylistrum balloti, 3254 nucleotides. RefSeq names its product sodium- and chloride-dependent glycine transporter 1-like. The transcript has 14 exons. Lineage: Eukaryota; Metazoa; Mollusca; Bivalvia; Pectinida; Pectinidae. The record is from RefSeq and is a predicted model, not a curated record. Gene Ontology annotation, biological process: sodium ion transmembrane transport. Gene Ontology annotation, cellular component: membrane. The coding region runs from base 1 to 1980 and encodes 659 amino acids.